GCAACCUGCCCAUCGCGCCCGCGCCCUCCUCACGGGUCCUUCCCAGGGGCGCUCCUGCAGCCCGGCCCGGGGCCCCGGCCCCCCAGCCUCAAGCCGAGCCCCGGCUCCCGUUUCCCCACGUCCUGUCAGUAAGCAGUUGCCCGAGGGGCCGCGCCCUUUAGUGACCCUCCGAGGGGACGGCCCCCGGGAAGGUGCGCGCGUGUCCCUCCUAAUCCCGGCUGCGCCCGAGGUUCUCACCGUGUGACGGGGCCUCACUUGUGAACUUCCCGUCCGACUGCGUCUGUGCCUCUCUUGUCAUCAAAACUGCUUCUAGAAACCUCUUCCUCCUCAGAAACAGAAAGACCCAGAGCCUGUCAAGCGGGCCCGCCGCUGCCUCCCCUCUCCGCGGCCCCCAGCCCCCUUAGGAUUCCGUUUGCUCGCAGCUGCUUCCAUGGGGCCAGCAGUGGAGCCAGGGGAGCAGGCGGAGUGUGGGGGUUCUGAGACGGUCACAGGCCAGGGGACAGGACCGAGAAUAAGCAGUGACCUGUGUCUGGAGAGCAAGUCAGAGGAGGGCUGCUCCAUAUCGGAACUGAGGCUUCUCCUCCUAGGGAAACGUGCUGCAGGAAAAAGUGCCACAGGAAACACUCUUCUGGGCAAAGCUGUGUUCGAGUCCAAAUUCAGUGUGCAGAUGGUGACUGAAAUGUGCCGGAAGGAGAAGGGGGCCACAGGAGGGGGGCAGGUUGUGGUCAUCGACACUCCUGACCUUUUCUCUUCGGUAGCUGGUACCAAUGACAGGCAACGCAACAUUGAACACUGCUUGAAGCUCUCUGCUCCCAGUGUCCAUGCCCUGCUUCUGGUAAUUUCCGUUGGCAAUUAUACGGUGGAGGACAAAGAAACAGUCGAGGGCAUCUGGAAGUUGUUUGGAGCUGAAGCCAAGAGGCACAUCAUGAUUGUCUUUACUCGGAAGGAUGAAUUGGGGGAUGACUCCCUGCAAGAUUACAUUGAGAAUGACAGUUCUCUUAGGGAGUUGGUUCGAGACUGUGGACACCGAUACUGCGCUUUCAACAACAAGGCAAGUGAGGAGGAUCAGGCCACCCAGGUGAGGGAGCUCCUUGGCAAGGUCAAGAAUUUGGUGGAUGAGAACCGAGGACCACUUUGCGUGAACUUCAGAAAUGAAGGCAAUGGAUUCCAGGAUUGUGGGAAUGAAGCUACAUCUCAGAAGGAGGACAAUCCACAUGGGCCAGGGGAGAAGCAGCUGCAGGCUACAGGAUGUGAGCCCAACCCUGGAACGCCAGAACUGAAGGUCCUGCUUGUGGGGAAACGUGGGGCUGGAAAAAGUGCUGCUGGAAACAGCCUUCUGGGGAAGCGAGUUUUUGAGACCAAAUUCAGUGAACAGUCAGUAACCCAGACGUUUAGGUCUGAGAGCAGAAUCUGGAGAGAGAGGAAGAUUUCAAUCAUUGACACUCCAGACAUCUCAUCUUCAAAGGAUGUUGGAUCAGAGCUUUCGAAACUCAUCUUUCCAGGCCCCCACGCCUUCCUGCUGGUGACCCCCCUGGGCUCUUUCAGUGAGAAAGAUAAAGCAGUGCUGCGCACCACCCAGAGCAAUUUUGGAGAAGAGUCCUUUCGGUACAUGAUCGUGCUCUUCACCAGGAAAGAAGAUCUAGGAGAUCAGAAUCUAGAGCUGUUCUUAAAAAACGGAAAUAAAGACCUCAACAACGUCAUCGAGAAAUGUGAAAAGAGAUACAGUGCCUUCAACUACAGAGUGACAGGAGAAGAGGAGCAACGCCAGGUGGACGAGCUCCUGGAAAUGAUGGUGGGCAUGGUGCAGCGGAACGGGAACAAGCCCUGCUUCCUCAGAGGAAGAGAGGCCCUGAGCAUUAUCCUUGUGGGGAAGAGUGGGAGUGGGAAGAGUGCAACGGGGAACACCGUCCUCGGGAAGGACAAAUUCUUGUCUCAGCUUCGAGCGCAGCCUGUCACCAAGACGUGCCAGAGCAGAAGGAGGGCGUGGCAAGGGCAGGAGGUCGUGGUUGUGGACACUCCUGUGUUCUGCCUGAUGCCCGCUGCUGAAGGAGGUCCAUCCCAGCUAGAGCAGGAGGUCGAACGCUGUUGGUCCUGCUGUGGACAAGGGAGCAAGAUUCUGGUCCUGGUGCUCCAGCUGGGACGAUUCACUCAGGAGGAUGAAAAGGUGGUGGGGGACCUGGAGGCCAUCUUUGGAGAGGACGUUAUGAAAUACACUAUUGUGCUGUUCACCCGGAAGGAAGAUCUAGCAGACGAGAAACUUGAGGAGUACCUCAAGAACACGGACAACAAAGCUCUUAAGAAGAUAAUUAAAAAGUGUGAGCAGCGAGUUUGUGCCUUUAAUAACAAGGAAACUGGCCAAGCCAGGGAAGACCAGGCAAAAGAUCUUUUGCAAAAGGCCAACGAGCUGAUAGGGAGACGUGAAGGGCAGGGCUACCCUCAUCACUGGGAGACGGUCAGCAAAAAAAUGAAAAAUGCCCAGGCAAAGCCCAACACCUCAAAAUUACUAAAGAAUUUAAAAGAUAUGUUACUAUAGGUAGCUGAAAUGCCUAGGGUCUCUUUCACUUAGAGACAUCUGAGGUCGAGGGCGGGCAUGGGUGGACUGGUAGGCUGGGAAGAGGGUCCAUGACUUGGAGGGCUGGGGAGGUAGGUGCAUCUCACCUGUGAGGCGGCAGCUCUUUGUACGUAAAUAAAUUGUCAGGCUGCUGCAGGUGGUAGGGGAUUAUAAAGGAGAAAGAAGAGAUAACGUGGGUAAAUCUGGAAAAGGCUUCUGAGGCGAGGCUGAUGUUAAGGGUCAGAAUCAGGUACACGAGUCACCUUACCCGUGUAGGUGGAUUGGAGUCAGGACAGACACCGUGACCAAGGCCGAGGCCAGGCUGCGGCAGAACACAGAUCAUUACUCAAGAACCAGGGGAUCCAGGUAUGUCACAGCAAGGCACUGUCCAGCCAACUCCUGGGCAUGACAAGCCGGAGAAGCUGGACUCCUGUGGGCCUCCCAGUUCCCAGGCCUGCUUGCCAGGCCCGCUAGCCCCUGAGCCUGUCUCCGGUGGGGCAGGACUCAUGGUUAGCAGGUUCCUUUCCGCGUGUGGUGGCCACUCUUUAGUGCUCUCCUCCUUCCAAGCCUGAAUGGAAAGUGGGACCCAGCCUACCCUCCCUUGUUGUCUCUCAGGAAAUGAACACAAGACUGUGAGGUUUCAAAAGAUUUUAUUGCUAAUCAUCACAGUGCAAUACAAUAACACAAAAAUCAGAAGCAUGUAAAAUUGUCAAGAUUAGACAAUCUUGCAACGUUCUAAAAUUCUAACUAUAAUUCUAGAUUUCCUGAAGCAAAGCUUAUGGAAAACCUUUUUGCCCUUUUCUCCUUUUUUAUCCCUGAGGGUUAGGAAUUAGGUUAAAACUCAGAGAACUCAAACGAUGAUGGUUUAAACACAUUAGGGGCUUCUUGUGGUUCAUGUCAAGAAGUCCAGGAGUAGGCAGUCUGAGGCCAGUGUAGCAUCAACAUUCCAGCUUCAUUCCAUCUCUCUGCCCCAGCUUCACUGGCAUGCAGCCUCCAUACUGAAGGCUGCUUCUUGGUUCCAAGAUGGUGGUGUUCUACCCAUGGCCGAGCCGAUUAUACUGAGAGCUGCCUGAUGUGGUGGUGUAUGAGACGAGAAUGAUGGAGUCUUCUUCCUGGUUGAAGUCUGGUCAGAUGUGUUCACUAUUAGCCACUUUACACAUGCUUUGAGGACAGAGUCUAUGUCACCUGCUUUUGUUUUUUGAAAGGUUACCUUCAAGAUUAAUCCAUUUAUAAGAAGGUGGACAGUCAUCAUUAAUACUUUUGUCCCCUAUAUAACCCUUAAUAUGACAAAUUCUGGAAAAUAUGUGUGUAAAUAUAUUCAGUUGAGUGAAAUA
Molecule: messenger RNA, 3885 nt
Organism: Equus quagga
Lineage: Eukaryota; Metazoa; Chordata; Mammalia; Perissodactyla; Equidae
Gene: GIMAP8
Product: GTPase, IMAP family member 8
Exons: 5
Coding region: 431-2533 (700 amino acids)
Cellular component (GO): endoplasmic reticulum
Molecular function (GO): GTP binding
Source: RefSeq, a predicted model, not a curated record